Messenger RNA from Pseudomyrmex gracilis, 2370 nucleotides. It is a transcript of the gene Awh, whose product is annotated as LIM/homeobox protein Awh-like. Gene Ontology annotation, cellular component: nucleus. The coding region runs from base 330 to 1334 and encodes 334 amino acids. Gene Ontology annotation, molecular function: DNA-binding transcription factor activity, RNA polymerase II-specific; RNA polymerase II transcription regulatory region sequence-specific DNA binding. NCBI's taxonomy places the organism in Eukaryota, Metazoa, Arthropoda, Insecta, Hymenoptera, Formicidae. The transcript has 6 exons. The record is from RefSeq and is a predicted model, not a curated record. Gene Ontology annotation, biological process: neuron differentiation; regulation of transcription by RNA polymerase II.
AGUCGGAGAGACCGGGAGUUACGUUAUUAUUAUCGAGGACCGAGCUGACAAACUGUCGUGUGUGCCAUGGUGCGCUUCUUGCGCGUAUCCGUCGCCUCCUCGCAUGGCGCUUAAUAUAAUCAUCGGAGGUGCUCACGCAUCUAUUAUCUCUCACCGGAAUCUCGGUGUCGGAGUUACUGCCGUUCGCGUUGCGAUCGCGUCGUGACACCCCCGUAACCGUGCAAUGUCGCAGAAAAGUCGACAACAACCGUGAAAGAUUCGAAAACGUGCAUCUACGUGACAGUGUGUCUACGGGUUGGGAAAUCUCUUCUCAUCGACCAGGAGGAAUCAUGAAAACGGAGGUCGAGGACACGAGCAGCGACGGAGCAUGCGACGGCAACGUCGGCGGUCCUAAUCUCGCCUGCCCCGAGGGCAGCAGCGGCCUGAUCGUCGGCCCGGAAACGUUACCGAACGUAAUGGAGUGCGGCGGAUGCGGCGAGCGCGUACGCGAGCGAACUGUCCUGUGCGUGGGCGGACGGACGUGGCACUCCAGAUGCCUGAGGUGUUGCGCCUGUGCCCGACCCCUGCAUGAUCAGCAGUCGUGCUUCCUGAGAGGCAUGCGACUCUACUGCAGGCACGACUACGCUCUAACUUUCGGCGCCAAGUGCGCGAAAUGCGGACGCAGCGUGGGCGCGGGAGAUUGGGUGAGACGGGCCAGAGAAAGGGUUUAUCAUCUGGCUUGUUUCGCGUGCGACGCUUGCUCUCGUCAACUGUCCACCGGCGAACAAUUCGCUCUCCUGGAUGCCCGAUUGCUCUGCAAGACGCACUACCUUGACGUUGUCGAGGGCAACAACACGUCCUCCGAUGAAGGCGGUGACUCGGAGAGCGGCCACAAGGGCGGCAACAAAGCAAAGAGAGUCAGGACGACUUUUACCGAAGAACAGCUCUCCGUUCUACAGGCAAAUUUUCAAUUGGACAGCAAUCCCGACGGGCAGGACCUAGAAAGGAUAGCUCAUGUCACCGGACUCAGCAAAAGGGUGACGCAGGUGUGGUUCCAGAAUUCGAGGGCGAGACAGAAGAAACAUCUUCACACGGGCAAGAUGAAAGGGCAACACGUUCAUCAAUCGCCACCGAAUUCUACCACGUCGCCCAACGACUUCAGUCGCCAUAUCAACUUGCAUCUGACGUACUCGUUUCAACAUCAGCAGCAACAUCAGCAGCAACAGCAGCCGCAACAUAGCCCGGCUACGUGCAAGAGUCCCACGGGCUCCAUUUAUCAUAAUCACGGAUCGGAACAGUCGAUGGACGAGCUCUCGCAGGACUCGAUGCUGCUGUCUAUGCCGAACGAAGUUUAAUGGACAGCAGCGACUGCGGCGAAUUGUAAAUACGUGCGUUGCUUUAAAAGUGUCAUACGUAGAGAGAGAUACGCGCGUCUCGAGGAAAAAACCACCUACCCCAUAAGCGCGCGCGCGGGGAAGGUGUCGGUUUAAUUAAUCUCACGGUGGCAGUUUCACUCUUCGAUGACGCGCUUACGAAUUAAUACUCGCAGCGUAAUAACUCGCACUCUUGGUGUUAAAACUUAUUUACAUCCAAGUAUGAGUGUUGUUGCGUGUUACACACGAAAAAGUCGGCGGAAAUAGAAAUACAUAGAAGUGUGCGCGUGUGUCUGUUUUAUGUGUGCAUUGCGAACGUACGCCAGGACGCAUUAACAAUACAUCGUGAUAACAAAAAGCGCGUGAAACACAAAGUUGAACACGUACGAUUAAUCCAUGCACAAAUAAAAAAAUAUUCUUAAUACGUAUAUAUAUUAAAUUCGAUCGUGUGCAAAUUCAAGCGCACCGAUGAUCGUUAACACACUCUGGUGUACGCGCGUUCUUCGGCUUGUAUUUUAAUUCGAUUUCUCUCCGUCUAUAUUUCUCUCUUGGUUGCGCUCGAUAAUCGUGACAGGAUAUUUAAUCGGAUGAGAGCCGAGCGCGAAUGACGAAGUUUUAUCGUAGAGACGUACAAGUUUUUUUAAUUUUUCGACAAUUUUCUAUAUUCAAAAUUCGUUCGUUCUUUCUCAAUCUCUUUAAUUCGGUGCAACCAAGAAGAGAGUUGUGGAAAAUAAGACAAACGUAAACAUAAAAAAAAAAGAAAAAAGAAAAAAAAAGAAAACCGGAUAACGUGUUCUCCGACGUUAUCGGAGACGCGAUUAUAAUCCGCGAUUCACAUAUCGUCGACGGAAUUUCGCGUGUCCCGUAGCAAUGCUUCGAAUGAAAGUAUCUUACGUAGUGUCUCGAUAGUCAUGCAAAAGAAUCAUUUAAUAUGAAUGUCCUGUGAUUGUAAAUAUUGUAAACUAAACUAUAUAUAUAUAUAUAUAAAUAUAUACAAUUGCACAUGUUGAACAAAAAA